Molecule: messenger RNA, 561 nt
Organism: Aspergillus ochraceoroseus IBT 24754
Lineage: Eukaryota; Fungi; Ascomycota; Eurotiomycetes; Eurotiales; Aspergillaceae
Exons: 2
Coding region: 1-561 (186 amino acids)
Biological process (GO): autophagy of mitochondrion
Cellular component (GO): mitochondrion
Source: RefSeq, a predicted model, not a curated record
AUGGCCUGUCCCAUCACCAUCACCAAAUUCAUCGGCACCAUCUCGCUUGGCCUGUUAACGGGCGUCUCGUACUCCGCUUCCACCAUCACCAUCCCAUCGCUCAGCCUCCUUUCCACCUCAUCCAAUGCCUCCAAGUCGCUAAGCGAAGUCAGGCGCCUAAACCGUAAACAUGGAUUGCGCCUUGCCAACAUUUCCAAUGCAUGUCUUCUCUUUGCGUACAGCGUCUCGCCGAAACAUCGAAAACACCCAUAUUUGAUUUGGAUGUGCGUCAUGUCGACCAUCGGCACAUAUGGAGCCGACUUUUGGUUCCAUCGCCGGCUAGGAUUCAAGGCGUGGGUCUGCAGUGUUGCUCAGGAUACCGGGUAUAUGAGUCUCUUGUGUAACAAGGCCCAGAAAAAGGAAGACGACCUCGUCGUGGUUGAAGCUGAGGAGAGCGUCAACGGCGAGAGUGUCCGGAAUGAAAUGGAUUCGGAACGUCGGCUGCAGGGGGUGCGGGCUAUAUUCUCUGGUCUUGCGCUCGCGAUGGGUAUAGUCGGUCUUUGGGGGGACCGGAGAUCCUAA